GUAGCCUACGUGUCUGAUGAACUGAAGGCAGCCGCACUUGUUGAUGAAGAUGGCGAGGUGGAGGACUCCGUGGUGGACGGAGAACCGUCGGCAAAGUAUGCAUGUGCGGAAAAGUCUUCUCCGGGUUACCAGCACUCCCCGGCUGGUGAAUUUUCCAGCCACGAGAUGGACAGCGAGUCUCACGUCAGCGAGAGUAGCGACCGCAUGGCGGACUUUGAGAGCGGCUCCAUCAAAAACGAGGAGGAAACCAAGGAGCUGUUGGCCCCUUUAGAGGAUUCCGGCGUGUCGGACAGUUUGGAGCAGAUGAAAGCUGUCUACAAUAAUUUCCUCUCCAAUUCUUACUGGUCAAACCUCAGUUUAAACCUCCACCAGUCCACGCCAGAGAAAAACAACGCCAGUAGCAGCAGCAGCAGCAGUAGCAGCAGCAGUUGCGGAAGUGGAAGCUUUGACUGGCACCAGACGGCCAUGGCGAAAACUCUCCAACAAGUAUCCCAAAGCAGAGCGCUCCCCGAGCCAAGCCUCUUCAGUACCGUCCAGUUGUACAGGCAGAGCAGCAAACUCUACGGUUCAAUUUUUACGGGAGCCAGUAAGUUCCGUUGCAAAGACUGUAGCGCCGCCUACGAUACGUUGGUUGAGUUAACCGUUCACAUGAACGAAACCGGACACUAUAGAGACGACAACCACGAAACUGAUAACAACAACCCCAAGCGUUGGUCGAAACCUCGUAAACGGUCAUUACUUGAAAUGGAAGGGAAGGAAGAUGCCCAAAAAGUUUUGAAGUGUAUGUACUGCGGGCAUUCUUUCGAAUCCCUUCAGGACCUCAGCGUUCACAUGAUCAAAACAAAACAUUACCAAAAAGUGCCUCUUAAAGAACCUGUUACUCCCGUAGCAGCAAAAAUUAUUCCAGCUUCUAGAAAAAAACUGUCUCUAGAACUCGAACUUCCAAGUUCUCCUGACUCGACGGGGGGGACGACAAAAGCAACAAUUUCAGAUUCCAACGAUGCUUUGCAAAAGAAUUCAAACCCGUAUAUAACACCAAAUAACCGGUACGGCCACCAGAACGGAGCCAGCUAUGCUUGGCAUUUCGAAGCUAGGAAAUCUCAGAUUCUCAAAUGCAUGGAAUGUGGUAGCUCCCAUGACACCCUACAAGAACUUACUGGCCACAUGAUGGUCACGGGACAUUUUAUAAAAGUGACAAACUCUGCCCUUAAGAAAGGAAAGCCUGUCAUUGAAUCCCCAAUUACCCCAAACUCAGUUAUGGACGAGAAGGUCCAAUCUGUGCCGCUGGCCGCCACCACUUUUACACCCCCCACCAAUAACGGUGCCUCUCUGUCACCAAAACUGGCCGUAGACAUCAAAAAAGAGGUCGACAAAGCCAUCACUGAUGACAAAAUCAAGGAGAAAGAAAAGGCAAGCGAGGAUGAGGAAAAGUUUGACGUCACUUCUAAAUACCAUUACCUAACAGAAAAUGAUUUGGAAGAGAGCCCUAAGGGGGGGUUAGACAUCCUUAAAUCUUUAGAAAACACAGUGACUUCCGCUAUAAACAAAGCUCAGAAUGGCACACCGAGCUGGGGAGGUUACCCAAGCAUCCACGCGGCUUACCAACUUCCCAACAUGAUGAAGUUAUCAUUAGGUUCCUCAGGAAAAGGUACUCCGCUGAAACCGAUGUUUGGGAAGUAACGAUGUCUUGUCACCUUCCAAAAAUCAGCCCUUAGUCUCUCCACCGAGCAGCCAGACCUCACCUGUGCCAAAAACAAAUUUCCAUGCCAUGGAGGAGCUGGUCAAGAAGGUGACGGAAAAGGUGGCCAAAGUGGAAGAGAAAAUGAAGGAACCGGAGGAGAGGUUUUCUCCGAUCAAGCGAGCGACGCCGUCCCCCAGCGGAAGCGAAAUCAGCGAACCUCUGAAGCCCGAUGCUUUGAGCGAAGUUGUAUUUAAAAGCCAGCAAAACAGUCCGGCUCCACAAAAAGACAACUGCAAAGAGAGCCCCGCCCUGGAGCCAGAAGUAAAUGGCAAGGACCACGUCAAGUCCAUCAUUGGCAGCUUAAGUAGCAGUACGGCUAUAAUAACAGACCACCCUCCCGAGCAACCUUUUGUCAACCCGUUAAGCGCGUUGCAGUCGGUUAUGAACAUCCACCUCGGCAAGGCGGCUAAGCCAUCCCUACCGGCUUUGGACCCAAUGAGCAUGUUGUUCAAAAUGAGUAACAGCUUGGCAGAAAAGGCCGCCGUAGCCGCGUCGCCCAUCCAAGCCAAAAAAACCGACCACCUAACAGACCGUUAUUUUUAUCAUGUCAACAAUGACCAGCCCAUAGAUUUGACGAAAGGGAAGAGUGACAAAAACUGCUCUCUGGCUUCAGCGCUUUUGUCAUCCACGUCGUCGUCUACCGCAUCUUCUUCAUCUACAGUGACAACGGCAAAGACAUCUGCAGUCGUGUCAUUCAUGUCAAACUCACCGCUGCGCGAGAAUGCCUUGUCAGAUAUCUCUGAUAUGCUGAAGAACCUGACAGAAAGCCACACAUCAAAAUCUUCUACACCUACCAGCAUAUCUGAGAAGUCUGACAUUGACGGCACCACAAUAGAAGAACCGGAGGAAAACACGCCGGCUCAGAAGAGGAAAGGGCGACAGUCCAACUGGAAUCCGCAACACUUGCUCAUCCUGCAAGCCCAGUUCGCGGCAAGCUUGCGGCAGACCUCGGAGGGGAAGUUCAUCAUGUCUGACUUGAGCCCUCAAAGAGAGAAUGCACAUUUCCCGGUUUACGGGACUCUCCAUGACCACCAUCAGCCACUGGCUGGCCAAUGUAAAAAUACCAGCUGCGAAGGACAGGUGGGACAAAGUUCCUCAAGAACUUAGACACGGGGCACCCGGUGUUUUUUUUGUAACGACUGCGCCUCGCAAAUCAGGACUCCCUCCACCUACAUCGGCCAUCUUGAAUCCCACUUAGGUUUUAGACUAAGGGACUUAUCCAAACUGUCCAAUGAACAGAUACAUAACCAGAUAGCACAAACCAAGUCCCCCUCCGAAAAGCUAACGGCCUCCUCUCCCGAAGACGAGACCGGCUCCUCCUACCAGUGCAAGCUUUGCAACCGGACAUUUGCAAGCAAGCACGCCGUGAAACUUCACUUGAGUAAAACACACGGGAAGUCCCCGGAAGAUCAUCUUCUGUACGUGUCGGAGAUGGAGAAGCAGUAG
This is a messenger RNA of Staurois parvus, 3187 nucleotides long. The record is from the annotation of a GenBank genome assembly. NCBI's taxonomy places the organism in Eukaryota, Metazoa, Chordata, Amphibia, Anura, Ranidae.